Monodelphis domestica (gray short-tailed opossum) is the source of this 5614-nucleotide messenger RNA. It is a transcript of the gene USP40, whose product is annotated as ubiquitin specific peptidase 40. Gene Ontology annotation, molecular function: cysteine-type deubiquitinase activity. The record is from RefSeq and is a predicted model, not a curated record. Gene Ontology annotation, biological process: protein deubiquitination. NCBI's taxonomy places the organism in Eukaryota, Metazoa, Chordata, Mammalia, Didelphimorphia, Didelphidae. Gene Ontology annotation, cellular component: cytosol; nucleus.
AGGGCCUAGACAUUUCCGCCUCCAUUCUGCCGGCGGGGAAACUGAGGCCCAGGAAGGGGGCGUGAGGCGACUCCUGGUCUGGGGUCUCCACCAGAGGACGAUGCGGGACCUGGACCUGGAUCCGGGGACCUCUCCCUGGAGCCGCAAGGGCCUCCUUUUUAGGCGGGGAAACUGAGGCCGGGCAGGGAUUGGAACCCAGCUCCGAGGUCCGCCCCUUCCUCCAUCCCGGGGGCGGGCCCGGCCUGGUCACGUGGUCUGGGCGGGCGGGGCUUCUAGGUCCUCUGGGUCCUGAGGAGGAGGCCCCGCCCCUCCCCCAGGGCGGUCCCGGGAGUUAUCAGAAAGUGAAACGUAGUUACCCUGAUUGUAGCUCUCCAGCUUCUGGACUCCCGCUGGCACCCUCCCCCCACCUUGGCUGGAUCCCCCCAGAGAAGCAGAAGCGGGACUAGAAUCCAGGCCCAGACCAGGCAGUGGGCAGCUCGUGCUUGCCCUCCUGGAGACUGUAGUCUAAUGGGGAGACCCCAAGUGAAGCACAGGGAGCGGGGAAGGGGCUGAGGCUGAAGGGAAGGGCCCCUCCGGCUGGGGCAGAGGAGGCUGCCCAGGGCAGCCUCGGGCCUUCAGGAUGUUUGGGGACCUGUUUGAGGAAGAUUUCCCCUCCAUCUCCGAGAGCCGCUGGGAGAGAGGGAGGAAAUCCAAGGCCCUGCACCCUGAGCCCUCCCCACCCCGGGGCCUCACCCGCCUGUGCGGCCUCCAGAACCAGGGGGGCACCUGUUACCUCAACUCCCUGCUGCAGACGCUGCACUUCACCCCCGAGUUCCGAGAAGCUCUGUUUGCUCUGGAUCCCGAAGAGCUUGGAUCUUUGGAGGACAAGGACGACCCCGAUGCCAAGGUGCGGAUCAUCCCUUUGCAGCUACAGCGGCUGUUUACUCAGCUGCUGCUCUCAGACCAGCAGGCGGCGUCCACCACCGACCUCACCGACAGCUUUGGCUGGAGCAACAGUGAGGAGAUGAGACAGCAUGAUGUACAAGAGCUGAACCGGAUUCUCUUUAGCGCACUGGAGAGCUCACUGGUGGGCACCUCUGGCCACGACCUCAUCCAGCAGCUCUACCAUGGGACCGUGGUCAACCACAUCAUGUGCAGGGAGUGCGAGAAUGUCAGCGAGAGGCAGGAGGACUUCCUGGACUUGACAGUGGCUGUCAAGGACCUGUCUGGCCUUGAGGAGGCCCUUUGGAGCAUGUAUGUGGAAGAGGAAUUCUUCGAUGGAGAGAACCUGUACCACUGUGGAGCCUGCAACAAGCUCGUCAGUGCCGUCAAGUCGGCCCAGUUGCGGAAGCUGCCCCCUUUUCUGACGAUUUCGCUGCUCAGAUUUAAUUUUGAUUUUGCCAAGUGUGAGCGCUACAAGGAGACGGGCGCCUACACAUUCCCUCUGCAGAUGGACCUGAAGCCCUUCUGUGAGCAGAGUGAGUUGGAUGACUCAGAGUAUGUGUAUGACCUCUUCUCUGUUAUUAUACACAAAGGUGGCUGCUAUGGAGGACAUUAUCAUGUGUAUAUUAAAGAUGUUGACCAGUUGGGAAACUGGUACUUGGAGGAAGAUGAGUCUGAGUCGGUUGUAAAGGCCAAGAGUUUCAAAGACCUUCCAACUAUUCAAGAAACCGACAAUCCAUUAGCUGUUCUCAAAAACAUCUUAUCACAGGAGGAAAAUCACUUAAUUCCUGUGGACCAGCUGGGUCAGAAGCUUUUGGCAAGCAUAGAAAUAUCUUGGAACAAGAAGUUUCGGAAAGAGUACGGCCCCCUGCUGAAGUUUUUGCAGGCCCACUCGGAUGUGUUUCUCCUUAGCUCUAACCCCAGCAAGGUCUGUCUGAGAGAGGCCAGCCCUUCUCAGCCCUCUCCGGCUGAGCUCAAGCAGCCCAGCCCCGAGGACCCUUUCCAGGACCAGGCUCCCCCGUCGUCUGAAGCAGAGCCUGCAGGGGAUCCCCAGUUGGAGGUCCGAAUCGAGGGCCCUCAGUGGUUUGAUUUAAAUGACUCCCAAGUGGAGCCCAUCCAGGAGGCGGACAUUGAGAAGCAGUUCCAGGGAAAAGAAAGUGCCUACAUGCUGUUUUAUCGAAAGACCCAGCUGCAAAGACCUCCAGAAGCUCAGGCCAACCCACGCUAUAAGGUUCCGAGUCACCUGCUAUGGGAAACAGAACUGGCCAACAGGGAACUACAAAAAAAGAGGGCAGACUAUGAUUCUGAGGUCAAUAAUUUAACUCUCCAUCUCCACCUGAGCUCUUGCUAUGAGUUUUCUAAUGGCGCUCUGCACCCCACUUCCUAUAGAACAGAAAGUUAUACGUUGGACUUGACCAUUGAUAAAAGGAAAACUUUAAGUGAUCUUCGGUUGUCUGUAUUUCAGCUCCUGGAAUUCUGGGAAGGAGAUCUGGUGCUCAGCCUUGCAAAGCUCGUGCCUGCCGGACUCCAUGUUUGCCAGACCCUCGAAGGAGAUGAACUGACAUUGCAUGAAAUUGAAAUGACCGAUGGGGAAGACAUCUUUGUGUGGAAUGGGAUGGAGGUUGGUGGCAUCAGGAUUCCUACGGGCAAUGACACCAUUCCCAUCCUUUUGAAUAUCCUUCAGCUGACAGAUAACAAUGAUGAAGAAAAGAUGCAGCCAUUUGUAGAAACUUGUCACGUGUUUCCCUCUAAUGCCAAAGUGGGGACCAUCUUCACAGCCCUAGCAUUCCCUGUUGGCAUCAUCCUGUUGAACACUACAUGUUCUCGAGCUAUCCAGUUAGAGAACUGGACAGUCAUUCCCAAGGAGAACUUGGAAAAGACCUUCAAAGAGCAAGGCCUCAAAGAUGGCAAUUCCUUGUUGAUCUUGGACUCCAGCAGCUACAACCAAAGUUUGUCGAUGGCCGGAGGCAGACCGGCGAACUCUCUCAGCAACUUCAACUGGAUGCAGGUCAGAAAUCUGUGCCAAGCAGAUUCCGAGGAGGAGCAGGUGAAAGUCUCGGCCACUAUUGAAACGUUGCUGUUGGAUAUUCGGAUUCGAGCCAUCAAGGAGCUGGGGCUGCAGGAGGAGCUGGUUAAUAACAGUUGCUUGAGACUGAUCGACAGAAGCGGGCAGCUUCUUCCUCCAGUGCCUGAGAAUUACACUGUGGCUGAAGCAGCAAUGGAGAUGGGGAGUUUGUUGGGACUGUGCCGUGGGAAAGCACCAACUUCCUCACAGCUGUUCCUGUUUUUCACGGUGGGCUGUGACUUCGAGUCCAGCCUCAUGAAGGAGAUCAUAGUGGAGCAAACAAUCUCUGUGAGUGAAUGUUUGAAGAUGAUGCUGGAGAAAGCUGAUCUCCAAGGUGACUCAUGGCAUUUGCGAAAAAUGGAUUGGUGCUUUGAAGCUGGAGAGCCUUUAAGUGAGGAAGAUGCUUGUCUGGGUGACCUGAUGAUCUACAGUGGAGAUACUCUGAUAUUGUCUGAAGGGAAGCUCCCCCCGAAGGGUUUCCUAAAAGUGCCUAUUUGGUGGUACCAUCCAUCCUUUCCCCUGGGAUAUCAGGUUGACCCUCCGGACCAAGUGGACCACAUGACUCACCAAAUGGACACUUUGAGAGUCACCCCCGAAGAAAAUCUGUAUAAAGAAGCCCCAGAAGUGUUCCAGCCCGAAAUCCUGUUUACUUUUGUGGGGGAUGUGGAGAUCUCUGAAGAGGCCUCCUUGUUGGAUCUGAAGAGUCAGGCCAUGGUCUUGCCGUCUUUCCUGGAUUUCAGUUUUCCAUCUGCUGACUUUCUCAGAGCCUGGACCAUGGAGAGUAAGCGGCCAGGGAGGCUUCUACGCAACAACCAGCAGCAACUCAAGGAAUAUAAAAUAGGAGGGAGAACUCAGAUUUGUAUAGAACCUCUUCAGGAAGGAGAGAACUUGGGCCCCACAGACAUGCUGCUGAGGACCCAGAUGGGCAUCCCUGGGGAAAGGGCCUACUUUGCUCCUGUGGACUUUGUGUGGGACAUUGAGGAAGAGUGCACAGCGCUAUCCCUGCGGCAGGCUGUGGCUGUCCAUUAUGGGCUCUCUGUGGACCACAUUGAGAUCGCCAAGUACUUCUCUGAGAAGUUUGAGUGGAUGCCCAUUGCUAGCUGGGACCAGCAGUUUUCUAAGAAGAAAAAGAAGAAAAAGCAGGAGAAUCUGCUGAUGGCGCCAUAUUACCUGAAAGAUGGAGAUAUUAUUGGUGUUAAGAACCUCCUGGUGGAUGACAACAAAGACUUUAGUACCCUGAGAGACGACAUAGGAAGAGAGAGUCAAAUGAAGCUCUUUAUGGGAAAGAGGAAAAGGAGACAAGCUGUCCAGCUACAGAAUAUUGACCACCUUGAGUGCCAUGAAAAUGAGGUUGAAGGACAUCUGUGUGAGAAGCCCCACAGGUCAGAAGAGGGGCUUUCCAUCAAUGUGGGCGUUUUCAGAUAGCACCUGAGCAGGGCUUUGGAAGAAGCCAGCUGUGCCCUCCGACUGACUGACUCCCACUAUUCAGUGUUAGACUGGAGUGGGAAGGAGGAAGGAAGGACUUGUGAGUGUGAGAUGAAGGCAUCUAGUAUAGCCUGGCAGGGGAUGCCCUAUGUUGCACCACCCUGGGCUACUUACUGAGUCUGAUCUUUGGACAGAAAUGAUCAAUCCAUUGGCUUUUUCCCUCCGAGGACUACACUGGCUGGUGGGCAAGUUGGCCAGCUGUGUAGACAGACCCAAGCCCCUGAAGCUUCUCUUGGCCCAUGGAUCUUUAUCUCCAGUGGUAAGAUCCUUCUCUGCCUCAGGUGAGGUGAAUGCACUUUAUCAAUAAUGACCCGCUGGAUGCAAACCUGACAUGUUGUGACAUUGGCUUUGAGGCAUAGGAGACCUUGCAGGCUUGGAGGUCCCUGUAACGAGAGAGAAAGAAGAAGAGAGCGAGAUGGGAAGAGGGGAAGAGAGAGAGAGAGAGAGAGAGAGAGAGAGAGAGAGAGAGAGAGAGAGAGAGAGAGAGAGAGAGAUUGAUUCUCUUCAUCUCACUCGUCUCCAGGGCCUUGAAGUCCUUUCCCCAAAGUCUCUUCAGAUUUUUUUUGGACACUAUAUUAAGAAUGGUUCCAGUCUCCGUUAGCUGCAGACCACUGUGCCAGCAGCCCUCUCUACCUGCUGCCAAACACCUCUCUGUAGCAAAACUACGGAUAACUUUUUUGACCUUCUGUAUGUUCUCCUGUCUGUUGAUCUGUUUUCCCUGUAUUCUUCAUUUUACAUAUUAAAAUGGUUUCCUUUUGAACUAAGUUUAAUCCAUUAUCUUAGGGUAAUGAUAUUGCAGUCUUUGACAUUUAAAAAUUAGAGAUAGACAGGGAUCAUCCCUUGGAGAAUGAAAUCAUCAAUGUCCUUAAAGGCUAGGACUGACCACACCAGCCAGUGUUCCACAGUGUGGGUUUUAGACUAGCGUUCUGUGGGAUUGGUUUCCCAGUGGACUCUUCUCAUAGUCUAAAUGCCUCAGUCCCCCUGGUUAUCCUCCAGUCCUACCCUUUGGGGUACUAUCAGAUAAGCCUGUUGUGUGUUUGAUUCAUUUGACUUAUUUCCUAAUUUAGAGGUAGUUUGACAUUCAGCAUCCCACUUGGCUCAGCUUGGACAUAAAGACGGGGAAAUAAAGAGUGUAUAAAACAA